AUGGCGGAUGGCAUAGAAGAUCUCCCAGAGAUCAAGUUCUCUCGGAUGCAUCAAGAGGAAGUACCGCCUAUUUAUCCAGGUGCAGACUACUUGCUUUCUGGCCACCCUAUUAGUUCUACUCAGUCUGUGCAUUUUGUGCCUCCGGGGCUUAUUCCUAUCAAUGGCCAGUCUGGUCUCGAUCCCUCGCCUAUUCAUCAAGCUGUGCCGUACUACUCCCCCUCUCACGCACAUGCUCUGUCUCCUGUGACGGGCUCGUUGACUAGUAGUACUGCAGCGCUGGCCACUGCACCCCUUGAUGGCUCUAUGCCGUCUAGCGUCGGUUUAGACUUCCCGCCUCCAGAUAUGGCGCAUCGCCCUGCUUGCACAGCAACUCCAGUGUCGUCAGUGACCUCUGGCGUGUCUCCUCCACACAACCUCUCCUUAAACCCUAACCCGGUCACUGUUCCUAUGUCGAUACCCGUACAGAUGGCACCCGUUGCUUCCUCUCCAUCGCUACUAUGUGCCAUGCAGUAUCCUACUCAGCAUCAGUAUCCUAGCAGUUUUCCGUCCCUAGCCCAUGGUAACCCUGGCCAUCCAUACUACUUCUCCUGUCCUCCAUUCCCCUACUCGGCAGGCUCCUUGCACAGUCAGCCACCCGUACAUUCGCACUCUCCCGUUGCAGGGCCAGUUCCGUUCUACUUUACACCUCAUACUGCACCUCAGCUGGCUUAUUCACAACCAGUACUCUCUACUCAGACUUUUGCACCACUUACAGUACCCCCUGUACCCGUCCCCAGUGGUGGACAGAGCUCUUUGACAGCCGUAGCUGCAACCACAGCGGCAACUACAAUAGCUGUUCGUAGGACCGGUGGCAAGGACCGUCCAUCUAUCUUCCAAGAGCGAGCGAGGGUAAGCGUAUCUACGAGACGGGGUGAACCCCCUGAGGUGUCCUCCAAGGACGCUGCUGAGGCAAAGAAAGCCGAACUGAUGCAAGCAGGCCCACGGGCUGCAAUAGCAUAUAUGAGGGAAAAUGAAAAGCACAUAGAGGUGCUUAUGAUGUCUCCUUGUGGAAAUCAUCUGCUCCAGGCCCUCGUUAAGCUUUCUCCAGAUGUUGUAGGGUCCAUUAUACUCAACAGUACAACAUAUAAUGAGGACAUCUUCAGGAUGAUUAUUAAGGGGAAAUGUAGCUGCUGGGUUUUACAGGCUAUAUUUAGUUGUGGAUACGUUCACGACAAGACUUUUGAGGAUUUACUGAUCAAGCAUCACGAGGAGAUUGCAAAAAGUGAGUAUGGAAACUUUGUCCUUCAAAGGGCUAUAGAGUGCCCACAGUUUCAGUUUUUUGAUACUUUGUCCGAACAUCUCCUGCUAAGCUUUCAAUCUAUAUGCGGCUGUAAGUACGGUUCUCACGUGGCAGAGUGUCUCAUCAAGACCCUUUCUGCAAGAUCUAAGCUUGAUGCCGCUGCAUACUGGCUGUUCACUCAACCAUAUUUUUAUGGCCUAAUAAUUGACCAGCACGGAUGCUUUGUAGUAGAGAAGAUAGCAGAGGUUGCAACAGGAGAAGUGAAGACAUGCUGCUUACGUAUUGUUAAGUAUGUGAUUAGUCUUUUCGCCCCCGGCAGCCAGCCUCACGAAGCGGCAGAGCUAUUGGGUAUUACUCAGCAGAUUACCCCUAAUCUAGUUGAAAACAUCAAUAGUAUUCUUUAUUCUGUUAAAUUGAGAUGUAGAACCAUCAAUAAAUCCUUUGAGUCCAUGGUUCCAAUGUCUCAAAAAGAUCUUCAUGCAUUUCUUAAGGACCGCAAUAUUUCGGUAGUAGGUCCUAUGGGCUGCUCGGACGCUAUGUAA
This is a messenger RNA of Giardia duodenalis, 1821 nucleotides long. RefSeq lists its product as uncharacterized. Gene Ontology annotation, biological process: post-transcriptional regulation of gene expression. Gene Ontology annotation, molecular function: mRNA binding. NCBI's taxonomy places the organism in Eukaryota, Fornicata, Diplomonadida, Hexamitidae. The record is from RefSeq and is a predicted model, not a curated record. The transcript has a single exon. Bases 1 to 1821 code for a protein of 606 amino acids. Gene Ontology annotation, cellular component: cytoplasm.